Messenger RNA from Phymastichus coffea, 3052 nucleotides. RefSeq names its product ankyrin-3-like. Gene Ontology annotation, cellular component: ciliary inversin compartment. The transcript has a single exon. Gene Ontology annotation, biological process: protein localization to ciliary inversin compartment. Gene Ontology annotation, molecular function: protein binding. NCBI's taxonomy places the organism in Eukaryota, Metazoa, Arthropoda, Insecta, Hymenoptera, Eulophidae. The record is from RefSeq and is a predicted model, not a curated record. Bases 151 to 2889 code for a protein of 912 amino acids.
CGGGCGGCAGCCCGCGUCGAGGAGGCCCGUCCGGCGAGCGACAUGCCCGCCAGCCACUGCGUCGCCUGCACCGGGCGCUCUCCGCGUACCGCCGAGCGCCCGUGGUGAAGCGAACCCCGGCCGCUCUCCGCGGCAGGCAGCCGCGCGAGCAUGACGGACGGCGCCGAGAGCGACAACUACGGCGAGUUCCUGGACGCGAUCCGGCGCCAGGACGAGCAGGCCGUGGAGGAGCUGCUGCGGAGGGGCAUCUGCCUGAAGAGGGACACGGGCGACGCGCGGGUGGUGUGCCCGCUGGAGCUGGCCGUCGGCCUGGAGAACCUGGCGCUCGUGCGCGUGCUGCUGCGGCACGGCGCCUGCGUGAGCGCGCGGGUGCGCGCGCGCAACCGCACCGCGCUGCACUACGCGGCGAUCACGCGGCAGCGCGGCCUGUUGCUGGAGCUGCUGCGCCAGGGCGUCGACUGGCAGGCCGCGGACGACGCGGGCGCCGGCGCGCUGCACAUGGCCUUUGAGCUGGGCGCGGUGGACUUCGAGCGGCGCGGCGGCCUGCUGCGGCGGCGCGCCGCGGGCGCGGCGCUGCUCGAGCGCAAGGUGCUCGGCGUGCUGGAGCCGCUGCUGGCGCUGGGCGCGGACGCGAACGCGCGCACGGCCGCCGGCGAGACGCCGCUGCGGCUGGCGCUGCGCCAGGGCAUGCUCGCGGCGGCCGAGCUGCUGCUGGCGCGCGGCGCCGGCGCCGACGUGCGCGACCACGACGGCGACGCGCCGCUGCACCUGCUGAUCGAGGACGCGGGGCGGGCGCGCGCGCCCGAGGUCGAGGCGCGCGUGGCCUGGCUGCUGGCGCGCGGCGCCAGCGCCAGCCUCGUGAACGCGCGCGGCCUCACGCCCGUGCAGCUGGCCGCGCGCCACCGGCUGCGCGGCGCGCUGCGCGCCCUGCUCGAGCGCGCCGAGGUGGGCUACGCCAACGGCCGCGGCGAGGGCUGGCUGCACAUCCUGCUGAGCACGCGCGACGAGUGGGCGGCCGCCUGGCGCGCCAGUCUGCGCCCCGGCGAGCUGGACGAGCUGUGCGAGCGGCUGGUGGAGCGCGGCGUGCCCGUGGACCGGCCCGACUGCUACGGCAGCACGGCGCUGCACGUGGCGGCGCUGCAGCGCCGCGCGCGCCUCGUGCGCGCCGUCCUCGACCGCUUCGAGGCCGUGGCCGCCUGCGACGGGCUGGGCCGCAGCGCGCUGCACCUGGUGGUGGACCGCUGCCUGGACGAGCGCGGCCGCGGCCUCGCGGGCUACGACGAGGUGGUGCGCGCGCUGCUGGCCAAAGGCGCGGACCCCGGGCGGCCCAGCCGCGACGGCGCCACGCCCGUGGCGCUCGCCGCGCGCCGUCGCCAGCUGCGCAUGCUCUGGAUCUUCAAGGAGCACGCGGCGGACUUCGCGCAGACGAGCGCGGGCGGCGAGGGCCUGCUGCACGCCGUGGCCAAGAGCCGCGCGCGGCCGCGCGACGCGCUCGCCGACAAGAUGGUCGUGGAGAUGCUGAUCAGCCAGGGCUGCGAGGUGGACGCGCCGAGUCGCAGCGGCCACAGCCCGCUGCACCUGGCCUGCCUCUACGGGAACGCGCGCGUGGCCGAGAGCCUGCUGCGCCACGGCGCGCGGCCGGACGCGCGCGAGGCGCUCAUGGGCUGGGCGCCGCUGCACCUGGCCGCGGGCGCGCGCGUGCUGGAGGCGCUGGCGCGCGGCCCGCGCGGCCUCGACCUCGAGCUCGCCGACCGCCAGGGCCGCACGGCGCUGCACCUGGCGGCGGCGCGCGGCCGGCCCGAGCUGGCCGCGCGGCUGCUGGCGCUGGGCGCGAGCGCGCGCGCUCGCGACGCCGGCCGCGAGCGGCUCACGCCGCUGCACCUGGCGGCGCAACGCGGGGACGAGCGCCUGGCCGCGCUGCUGCUGGCCGCCGACCCGGCCGCCGCCGGGUUGGCCGCGGCGCGCAGCGGCGCCACCGCGCUGCACAUGGCCGUGGAGGCGGGCUGCGCGGGCCUGGUGCGCCGGCUGGUGCGCCUCGGCGCCGACGUGGAGCAGCGCGACGCGCGCGAGCGCAGCAGCGCGCUCCACCUCGCGGUGCGCGCGGGCCGCGCGGGCCUCGUCGACCUGCUGGUGCUGGGCUGCGGCGCCGACAUGGACGCGCGCCAGGCCUUCGGCGAGGCGCCGCUGCACGUGGCCGCCAAGUACUUUCGGCGCGACGGCGCGGCGGUGGCGGGACGGCUGCUGCGCGCGGGCGCGCGCGUCGACGCGACCAACGCGCAGGGCCGCACGCCCCUGCAGUACGCCAUCGAGUACAAGUGCGCCGAGGGCGUGCGGCUGCUGCUGCAGUUCGGCGCCGACCUGGACCAGGCCCUGGCCGCGCCGGGCCUGCUCGACGGCGCCGACAUGGCGCGUCGCGUGGUCGAGCACCUGGUGUGCUUGCAGGCGCUGGGUCUGGAGCAGUCGCUCGACCAGUGCCGUGUCUCGCUCGACAAGUGCGCGCGCCAGUUCGGCCGGCUGCGCGACGACUGCCGUCGGGAGGUGGACCUGCUCCGCGGCCAAGCGCUCCACGGCUCGCACGGACCCUCGCUCUACGACCUGCUGCACAUGAGCCCUCGGCGGCGCUUCGCCUGCCUCGGCGGCGCCGCCGACUUCUCGCCGGCGCGGCUCGAGACCCAGUUCCCCAGCUACUACGGACUGCUUUGGCGCGUCUACCACGAGGCCCGCGAGCGCAGGUGCCUGCUGGCAUCCGCCCUUGACGCUUGGUACCUCAUUACCGGGGUCGAUUUGCCUAGCAUCUGCGUCGACCACGUGCUCGACUUCCUCGACGACCGCUCGCUCAAGAGCAUGCUCGAGGCUGCCGAGGCCAUCGAGCUCGAGGAGAUAUGUUAGCACUGCUCUCUUCGUACCUGCAUUUUUUCUAUUUCCAUCUGCGUUUCUAUUUCACUCUUUUCGAGUCAACUUUAUAUUUUAUGAUGUUCGGCCAAAUCCGAAAAGACUGUCGCAGUUCUGUUAAACGUUUCAAUGAUUAUCAGCAAUGUAUCACGUUGCAACC